Messenger RNA from Penicillium argentinense, 2490 nucleotides. RefSeq lists its product as uncharacterized. Bases 1 to 2490 code for a protein of 829 amino acids. NCBI's taxonomy places the organism in Eukaryota, Fungi, Ascomycota, Eurotiomycetes, Eurotiales, Aspergillaceae. The transcript is spliced from 4 exons. The record is from RefSeq and is a predicted model, not a curated record.
AUGGUUGGCAGACGCAAGAACCGCGCCACUUCACGAAUGGUCGCUCCUGCGCCAUCGCCUCGCGGGCGAGGCACUGGCCGGGGCAGCCGUAGCGGUAGCCGCGGUGGUCGAGGCGGCCGAUGGGCUACCAGGGGCCAGGCUGCGCGUGCUGCUCGUGUGGAGUCUGAGUCCUCGUCGUCCUCGUCUUCUGAUGAGGAAGAAGAAGACAAUGUCGAGUCGCCCCCGCCCGAAAAGCGCAAGCGCUUGAUUGUUCGAUUCAAGGUGCCAAAAGCCACCCUGCGUGAACUCCACAGCCCAUCUGAAGAGCAAGAGCUCGAGGCAUCGACUGCGCAGUCAAGCACCCCCACGGGUUCAGCAAACCCGGAAACUCCCAUGCGCCGUCGCUCAAAGCGUGCGAUGGCAGUCCCUGAAUCUUCACGUACUACGCGCCAGUCUGCACGCCAGUCCGGUCGCCAAUCGUCUCGAUUGAAGGCGGAUUUGACUCGAGAUUAUGAAACUCCCACCAAAGCGGGUGAGCCCGAGCAGACCGACCAUGAUGAUGAAGAUGACGAUGAAGAAUUCGCAGACGGUUCGUCGCACAAGGAAGAAUACGACGAAGACUUUGAGCCCGGCCCGCAACUCAAAAAGGCCCGUUCUCCAGGGCCGCAGACGCAAGCUACAUCGCCCGAACAGGAAACCCGGGCAGAUCUCACUACUACUGAAGAACAAGGUGACUCGACUUACUCCGCCUCUGCACCCACCUACUCCCAAGAAGUGGAGUCUCCGAAACCUCAACCUUCUCGACGUAUGUCAUCUCCGCGUCUCUCGCGCAAGCGCAAGUCCACCGAGAUGAAAGACGAGAGUGAAGGUCCCGAGACCCGGGCGCACUCCGAGCCGGCUUCCAAGAAGCCCAAGAUUGAAGAGGACGAGCCGACUGCCGAUGCCGAUCAAAGCGCGGUGAAUGGAAGUGGGAACGAACCCACGUCUCAGUCUCAGCCCGUCACCUCCCCCGACGAGCCCAUGGCCUCAGCCGAAGACGACGAUGCCACCGAAGCUCCGCCCGCCACGACUAGAGGUCGCGGCGGCCGUGGCAGCCGAGGCGGGUAUCGUGGUCGAGGCCGAGGCCGGGGUCGUGGGGGACGAGGCAGUCGCGGCGGCGCAUUGGGCCCAGUUCGAGCAACAGUAGCCCGAGCCCGCGGACGAGGCCGUGGCCGUGCUCGCGCAUCGGCAGCUUCCCGGGGUCGCGGCGGCAAGCGGAUCGAAGAUGAGAUCUGGGACAGCGAGUGUCGACGCCGCACCCCAUCACCCAUUCCCGACACGCAGCCCAUCAAGAGUCGGCAGGAAGAGCUCGCGAUGCUCUUCAAGAAAGUCGGAAAUGCCCAGCAGGUCGCACUGAAUGUGCUGGCCGAUCACACCAUGACCAAGUUGAUGCGCGACAAGAAUGCGCACAAGGACUGUCCCGAAUUCGCCCAAGUCCAGCGCGAACUGGCCGAGUACCAGACCAAGGCGCUGACUCGAUUCCGGGAUGAGUACGACCUGAAGGUCGACUCGGAGAACCGGGUGUAUGCCGGGCAGAUCCAUGUGGUUGAGGCCAAGGCAAAUGAGCAACUGGAGAACAUCCAAGAAGAGAUGUUCCAUGCCGUUCGCGGCAAAUACAUGGAGCUCGUCACAGGCCGUCGAGCCGCAGAAGACGAUGAGCAUACCGAGACCGAUGGAUCGGACCCAGACGCCGAAGAACCGAACUACCUCUUCCGAAUCGGCAAACUCGGUACCCAGGAAGUCGAGCGCGGCUUCUUCGCUGAAGCUGUGCGGGACCCCGACGGUGCCAACGCGUAUGACCGCGGCAUGAACUCCUGGGAGGACUUCCUGAUUAAGGCACAAAUGGGCGAGGACCUCAACCCGCAAAUGCAGGCAUUGAACUCGGCCGUUUCCCCCGGAGGCCACGAAGCCCGUCAGACCAUCGCAAGCCUCCUGAACGCGGCGGAAGCAGUCGCCGACGAAAAACCCAUGCCCUGGGGCGGCGACAGUGCCUUUGACAUCUCCCCCAAGGCCCUCUCGAUGCUCGCGGACACAGCUCUGUCCGAACCGACCCAAAAUCAAAGCCAAACCCUCUUACCCCGAAUAAGCGAUCCCACCAUGUCUCCCGCCAGCCGCCAACUCCUUCAGUCACAGCCUCCGCCGAGUCUGGCCCAUGGACCUACCGAUCCGCGCUCCUUCAUUCUUCCUCGUCCCACACCUACCCAGCAACCGCGUCGUCUCCUGCCUGCUCGUGGCCAAUUGGGUCUGCCCGACCCCUUCAGCAUGACUGGCCCGCCUCAACUGCCACCUCCCCCAGGCUCAAACUUCCAGCGUCUGCCACCACUCCCGAACUAUUUCCCCGGGCCCCCUGCAGGCGCCCCGCCUCCUCCAGGACACCCAGCACCUCCCGGUCCCGCCCAAAUCUACUUUCAGUCACCCCAUGGCCACUCCCCCCAUGGGCAGCCACCUCCACCUCCACCCCGUCGCUACUAA